Molecule: messenger RNA, 4717 nt
Organism: Python bivittatus (Burmese python)
Lineage: Eukaryota; Metazoa; Chordata; Lepidosauria; Squamata; Pythonidae
Source: RefSeq, a predicted model, not a curated record
AGAUAUCAAGCCGGACAAUAUUCUGAUUGACACCAGCGGGCACAUCCGCCUGGCAGACUUUGGUUCCUGCCUUCGCCUGUCUCCGGAUGGCACAGUGGAGUCUUCGGUGGCUGUGGGCACGCCCGAUUAUAUCUCCCCAGAGAUUCUGCAGGCCAUGGAGGACCGACAAGGCAAAUAUGGCCCCGAGUGUGACUGGUGGUCCCUCGGGGUCUGCAUGUACGAGCUGCUUUUUGGAGAAACCCCUUUCUACGCUGAGUCCCUGGUGGAGACAUAUGGCAAGAUCAUGAACCACGAGGACCAUCUGCAGUUCCCACCCGAUAUCACCGACGUCUCGGAGAAUGCCAAAGACCUCAUCCGGGAACUGCUGUGUCGCCGAGAGGUCCGCUUGGGCCAAAACGGCAUCGAGGACUUCAAGCGCCACCCUUUCUUUGUGGGCAUCGACUGGGACGACAUUUACGAAAGCCCCCCUCCCUACGUCCCAGAGGUGGCCAGCCCAGCCGAUACCUCCAACUUUGACGUCGACGACGACACCCUAAAAGAAUCGGAGACGCUGCCGCCCGUCUCUCAUGCCACCUUCUCGGCCCACCACCUGCCCUUCGUCGGAUUCACCUACACGUCCGGGAUUCACCUCCCCAAGAGACCCCCGGUGUCUCCCACCACCAGCUCCAGCAUCAGCCGGCUCGAGAAGAGGAUCUGCCAGCUGGAACGGGAGAAGCUGGAAAUGAGCCGAAAACUGCAAGAUUCUCUGGUGAAAUCCCCCUCUAAGACCUCGGCCAAGGACUCGGAGAUCCGAAGUCUCCAAAAUGAGGUGGCGACUUUGAAGAGACAAUUGACAGAGAAUCAGCUAGAGAGUGACAAGAUGCAGAAGCAAUAUCACAGUCGAGUGGCCUUGGGGCAAGUGAAGGCCUUGGAGGAGCGGGUGACAUUUUUGGAGCAGGAGAAGAAUGAGGCUCUUCAGGAUCUGGCCGAGGCCCAGGAGCAGCUGCAGGCUCAGUCCUGGGAGCUGCAAGAGGAGCAGGAGCGCCACAGGGAGACGGCCGAGGAGCUGCGGAGCGCCGAAGCCAAGUGCGGGGAGCUGCGGGCCCAGCUGCUACGGCACUCCCGCCAGCUGCGGGAACGGCUGGAGGAGACGGAAGCUGCCGCCCGCCGGGUGGAGGGGCUACGCAAGGAGCUGGCCCGUACUGAGAGUGGGCGCAAGGAGGUACCUUCACUCCCCCACCCCCGCACUGGGGGGCCUCCCCAAGGGGCUGGAGGAUCAGCUCCGAACGCUGAGAGCUCUGAAGAUGAUUCAUGUCCCGGAAGAGAGGUAUGCGACAGCGCGGAGCCAGCCCGGGCGGGCCAAGCGGCCGCGGGCAAGAACUGCAGCGCCACGCCCGCGGGUGACCAGAUCGAUUCUCGGUGCAACGACUCUUCUCACCUGGGGCCGGGGAGCUGCACGUCCGAAUCCCACAAAGCCGCCUUCUCCAACUGGGAGGUUCAGCUUGCCGACAUUUUGAAGUGGGUGAGCGACGAGAAGGAAUCCAGGGGAUAUCUCCAAGCAAUGGCGACUCGCAUGGUGGAUGAGGUGGAGGCUCUGAAGCAGGCAGGGUCACAGAGCCCUGGCCCCAAAACCCCGGACACGCUCUGGAAGGCCCGGCGGCUGCAGAAGGUGGAGGCGUCCGCCAGGCUGGAGCUGCAGUCCGCCUUGGAGGCCGAGAUCUGGGCCAAGCAGAGCAUCCAGAUGGAGCUGGAUAAGCUGAAGGUGGCCCACCUGGGGGUGGAACGACAGUUGCAGGAGGCGGAGAAGCAGAACCGGGCUUUGCGGCUGGAGCUGGAGAAGAUGAAGGGAGAGUUGAAGGCCCGGUCUCUGGAAGCCAUCAAGUCCCAAACGCCACUGAUUCCUUUCUUCUUCCGAAGCAGCAGCAAGGACGCCAUCGUCUUUGGGAACAGCCCCGACCCCCAGGAGGUGAGGAGGGCACCCGAGGAGGCCCAGCUGCACCCCGAAGGGAGAAGGAGUGUCCGGUCCAGCGCAGGGGCUCCUGUUGCAGACAGCGGCCAGGCUGGAUCCCUGAAGCCCAAAACGCACAGCUUCAAAACGCACAGCUUCUCCGCCCCCACCAAAUGCAUGCGCUGCACAUCGCUGAUGGUCGGGCUGGUCCGGCAGGGGUUGGCUUGUGAGACCUGCAACUUCGUCUGCCACGUGGCCUGCGCGGCUGCAGCCUCCAUCUGCCCCAUGCCUUCCGAUCAGCUCCAGAAAACCCUGGGGGUGAAUCCAGUAAAUGGGACCGGCACCGCCUUUGAGGGACAUUUGUCGGUCCCCAAGCCCUCCGGGGUGAGGAAGGGCUGGCAGAGGGCCUUCGUGGUGGUCAGCGACUUCAAGAUGUUCCUCUUCGACGUCCCGGAAGGGAAGACCUCGCCGGGCGUCAUGCACGUCACAGAUAUGCGGGACGAGCAGUUUUCCGUGGCUCCGGUCCUGGCCUCCGAUGUCAUCCACGCCAGCAGCAAAGACGUACCCUGCAUCUUCCGGGUGACAGCCUCGCAGCUGAGCUCCCCCCCGACCACCAGCUCCACGCUCUUCCUGGCCGACAGCGAGGCGGAGAUGCGGAGGUGGGCACAGGUGCUGGCCGAGCUGCAGCAGCUGCUGCGGCAGAACCGGCACGGCGACCGCGCCGUCUACGUGCUGAAGGAGGCCUACGACAACGGGCUGCCGCUCAUCCCCCACGCCCUCUCGGCUGCCAUCAUAGACCGGGAACGGAUCGCUCUGGGCACGGAGGACGGCCUUUUCCUCAUUAACCUCAGGACAAACGAUGUGUUGCAGGUGGGCGACUGCCGGCGGGUGCAGCUGCUCCUGGUCUCCCCCCAGGCCCAGCUCCUCUGCGUGCUCUGCGGCAAGAACCACGGGGUCCGCAUCUUCUCGUGGGCGGAGCUGGAGACCCCCGAGGCCCCGGGCACCAAGGUGGUGGAGGCCAAGGGCUGCCAGGCGGUGGCGGUGGGGCUGAUCUGCCGCGGCCCGACCCCCGUGCUCUGCGAGGCCUACAAGCGGCAGGUCCUCUGCUUCCAGCUGACCGCCACGCACCCGCCCCACCGCCGCAUCAAGGAGAUCCAAGCCCCCGGCUACGUGCAGUGCCUGGACGUGCUCGGGGACCGCCUCUGCGUGGGCUACCCGUCCGGCUUCUCCCUCUACCCUCUGCUCAACGAAGGGCCCCCGGUGAGUCUGCCCCAUGCGGACGACAGCCGGGCGUCUGCCGUGGCCCAGAUGGAAGCGCUGAAGGCCGUGGAGGUCAGCCUGAGCGAAUUCAUCCUCUGCUUCAGCGGUUUCGGCCUCUACGUGGACGGGCAGGGCCGCUGCAGCCGAUCCCAGGAGCUGAUGUGGCCGGCCCUGCCCCUCAGCUGCUGUUACAACGCCCCUUAUUUGUCAGUAUUCAGCGAAAACAGCGUGGAUGUAUUUGAUGUCCGGAAGGCCGAAUGGAUUCAGACCAUCUGUCUGAAAAAGGUGCGCGCACUGAAUCCUGAGGGCUCUUUGUGCACCUUCGGGAGUGAAAAAGUCCGGCUGACCUACCUCAGAAACAAAGGCGCAGACCAGGAUGAGCUUGAAAUCCCCCAGACCACUGAUAACAGCCGGCGGUACCUCAUGAGGACUAGACACAAGCGACGCUUUUCUUUCCGGAUCUCUGAGGAGGAGCGGCAACAUCAGAGGAGGGAGAUGAUGCGCAAUCCGAGUCUCCGCUCCAGACUCAUCUCUGCCCCGAGCAACUUCAACCACCUGGUCCACGUCGGGCCGAGUGAAAAGCAGCACCGGCUGCAGGACCUGCACGUGGCGCAGGAAGAGAAGAGGCGGGAGGCCGAAGUCCGAAUGCGCUGCAGUAGCCUUUCUGAGACGCGGCGGCCCUCGCCUGCGGGCCACGAUGGUGCCGCCCUGGGAUCUGCGUCCUCCUUAAGGCUGAAGUCGGGCAGUUCAGUCUCCGACGACUCCUCUGCUUCUCCACACUCUCUUCUCUCUGGGGUUGGCUUGCUGGAAGAGGUCUCGGAUUCCGGUCUUCCCUCCAGCCCAAGAAGCACCACCUCCACAUGACAGGAGGGGUCGGGGGCUGCAGGUGCCGGCCGUACCUCGCGGGCAACGGGGACGCUGGUGCCAAUUUGCAACAAAACAUCCGGCUCAUCUGAUGCGCCUGCUUGUCGCUAUCCGGGGAGGGCACAGAGGAAGGAUGGGCAGCGCCCGGGUCCUUGGGUCUGCUGCUGGAAAGCCACGCCUGUGCUGCACUUAAUGCUGCGGUGGGACAGCGGAUCCGUGCCCUCCCCGCCCUGCGCUCAGGAGAUCCUUGAACCUUGGGGAAAACGGGAGCUGCGGCCUUGGGGCUCCCACCGCUGACACCAUCUCUUCUCUGUCCCGCUUGGUGCACAAACACCCACCGAGUCAGGACGCCUUGCUUUGGUCAGAACACUUUUAAAGACCUUUUUAAUGUUUACUUAAAAAAGAAAAAAAAAGCUAAGCUACUUCCAGCCAUAUUCUAAACGGAGGAGGUCUAACCUCUGGCAGUGGGUGAAUGAACGCACAUUAAAAAAAUCACAUCGGCUGCCUGAACGGUGCUGUUUCUGGGCGUCACAGAAUAAUUCCAGAGUAACUUGUGGAGUAACAGAGAAGGCAUCUCGUUUGCCUCAUUUCACCAAAAUUUCGCCCCAAACGUGGCGUCAUUCUCAUUUUGUUUCUAAAGCAGUAAAAUAAUUGCGCUGAACCAUC